Messenger RNA from Stegodyphus dumicola, 2585 nucleotides. RefSeq names its product gastrula zinc finger protein XlCGF8.2DB-like. The record is from RefSeq and is a predicted model, not a curated record. Lineage: Eukaryota; Metazoa; Arthropoda; Arachnida; Araneae; Eresidae.
ACUGUUGAUGAAAAAUAUUUUAUUAUUUUAAAUCCGACGCGUAUAACUCGGAGAAAAUUUCUAUAUUGCAUGAAUGGUUAAACAUUUUAUAAGCUUUUCGGUUUUCUGAAGGUUAUUUGAACGUGUUAUGAGUCCUUUCGCCAUUUUUCGGAUGUGUGAAAUACUUUGGUUAAUUUCGUAAGCGUUCAAACAAUCUAAGCUAUAAAAAUGGAAAACCAAAUGUUAGUUAAUUUUAUGCAUGAUAUUGAAGAAAACUUUCAUAUAUGCCACCUGUGCAAUAAAUCAUUUCCGAAAAAGAAUUUUUUAGAAAUACACAUGCUUGUCCACUGCUCAGAGAAGGCUUAUUUGUAUGAUGUAUGUAAGAAGUCGUUUACUCAAAAGGUCAGCUUACAAAAAGAUAUGCAAAUUCAUACUGGGACAGCAUCUUAUAUAUGUUAUGUGUGUAAGAAAUUGUUUACUGAAAAGUAUCUAUUGGACCUACACAUGCGUAUCCACAAAAGGCCUUAUGUUUGUAAUAUAUGCCAAAAAUCAUACACACAAAAGCGUCAUUUACAACAACAUAUGUAUAUUCAUUCAGGAAAUAAACCUCAUGUGUGUGAUGUAUGCAGCAAGCCGUUUGCUCAGAAGAGUAAUUUACUGCUUCAUAUGCGCAUCCACACGGGACAGAAACCUUGCAUUUGUGAUGUAUGUCAUAAAUCAUUUGCACGAAGGACCAGUCUGAGAGCGCAUCUGCAUCUUCACACUGGAGAGAAACCUUUUGUGUGUGACGUAUGUUGUAAAUCAUUUACUACAAAGCAUAAUUUACAAAUGCACAUGUGUACUCACACGGGAGAGAAGCGUCACAAAUGCAGUAUUUGUGAAAAGACAUUUAUAGAGAUGAGUUCUUUAAAAAAGCAUAUACGAACUCAUACAGGAGAAAAACCUCAUACGUGUGAUAUGUGUAGUAAAUCAUUUACAAGAAAGGCUGGUUUAGUAAGGCAUAUACGUAUCCAUACGGGAGAAAAACCUUUUGUAUGUGACAUAUGCUACAAGUCAUUUACUGCUAAGUAUCACUUGCAAAUUCAUAUGUGUAUCCAUACAGGGGAAAAACAUCAUACAUGUGAUAUAUGUAAGAAGUCCUUCAUAGAGAAGGCUGCUUUAAGGAAGCAUGUACGAAUCCACACAGGAGAAAAACCUUAUACAUGCGAUAUAUGCAAUAAGUCUUUUACACAGCAGUCUAGUUUAGGAACACACAAGCGUAUUCACACAGGAGAGAAAUUUUACGAAUGUGACUUAUGCAUCAAGUCAUUUAAGCAGAAAGUUAGUUUACUGAAGCAUAAGCAAAUACAUGCAGAGGAUGAAUCUUUUGUGUAUAAUACAUAAAUUUGGUGAAUCAGAAAAUACUUUUCUAACCAUAACAUGCACCUUUUUGGCUGAAUUGAUGCAUUUUGGCUUGACAUUAGAUGUUUUAUCCUGAAGGACACAUAUUUGCUCCCCUUUGUGUAAAGUAUCUGCUAGUAAUUUCUUUCAAUUAGUGUAUUUCUCUUGAUCCAUGAAACUCAACAAAACAAAUAUAUGAAAAAAAGUAGUUAAUUGCUGUUUAAAUAACUAAAUAUGCAAAAUGAAAUAAAAAAAAUAAUAGUAAUUAAUAAACAGUAAGCAAAAAUUUGAUAUAUCAAAAACUUUAUUUUCAUACAAUGCAAAUAAGGAAUCAGGGUGAGAAUAGAUAUUUGUCUAGUGGUAGCUUAUCGCGGAUUCAGCUUGCAGAAAACAGGCUGGAUGUUUAAGUUUUGUGCCUCUUCCAUGUCGAACAUGACUGCAGGCUAAUUAUUGUCAGAAACUUCUCCAUAAAGCUUGUAGCCCUUGCUUGCUUUGUCAUAGGCAAUUAACCUACUGAACAAAAAUGAAAAUUAUGUAGUGUAAAAAUACUUUAAAAUAUAAGAUAUUGCAAAAAUCGAUUCCUCGCAAGGUCUUGAGAAAAUUUUUUAAAUAUCUCGAGAUCGCCGCAGACAGGAAAAAUAAAGGCAUAAGGAUGCGUUAUGAAUGAGAAGUGCAAAAGAAUUUUCACAAAUGGGUACUUUAAGUAGAAUUAUGAAAGAAUUCAGUGCAUACUGUAAUAUACUUCAAGAAUACCGAAAGAAAAGUAUAUUUCUUUUUAUUAUAUUAAAAAGUACUUUGUAUAUAGAUUGAAGAAUUAAUGUAAAAGGAAACUUAAAAUCAUAGUGACUUUCUAUUAAGUAAUAAAAAAUUAUAUCGUGGACUUGAAGAAAAAAGUAGUCUGCAAUGUAGGGUACACAGUGACUCAUUUUCACAAGAUGCCAUUUACUGAUUCAUAUAUCUGUGUGAACUCUCCAUGUGUUAUGUAACAAAUUAUGCAUACAGCACCAUUAUUUACCACUGCACAUUUGUAGUUAUUGAUAUAUGUAAAUAGUAAUUUACCACUAAUUCUUAACAGUAGCAAAUAAGUAUAGCUGUAUUUACAUAUAUUUUUCACCUUAUAUGUUGCAGUAUAAUAAAUAACCUAAUAAAUUGUUUAAUGCUGUUAUUUAUAUAGACUGGAUAUAUUAUUAUUUAUGUAAAUUAUAUGCCAAUAAUAAGGUUCUGUA